This is a messenger RNA of Phodopus roborovskii (desert hamster), 2851 nucleotides long. RefSeq names its product 3-hydroxyacyl-CoA dehydratase 1 (gene Hacd1). The coding region runs from base 527 to 1060 and encodes 177 amino acids. Lineage: Eukaryota; Metazoa; Chordata; Mammalia; Rodentia; Cricetidae. Gene Ontology annotation, cellular component: endoplasmic reticulum membrane. The record is from RefSeq and is a predicted model, not a curated record. Gene Ontology annotation, molecular function: 3-hydroxyacyl-CoA dehydratase activity. The transcript has 6 exons. Gene Ontology annotation, biological process: fatty acid elongation; sphingolipid biosynthetic process; very long-chain fatty acid biosynthetic process.
CUGGCGGCGCCGACCCCCCGCGCGUCGCACAUGGAGCGCUGGGCCGAGGCGGCAGCGGACAGCGGCGCUUCAGUGGCUCGCUCAGCCGACCCCUCCCGCUCCUGCGCGCUGCUCCUCCAGGCCAGCGUGCGCGGUCACCAUGGCGUCCAGUGAGGAGGACGGCACCAAUGGCGCCUCUGAGGCCGGCGACGAGAAGGAAGCCACCGGCAAGCGGAGACGCCUAGGCUUCCUGGCUACCGCCUGGCUCACCUUCUACAAUAUCGCCAUGACCGCCGGGUGGUUGGUUCUAGCUAUUGCUAUGGUACGCUUUUAUAUGGAAAAAGGAACACACAGAGGUUUAUAUAAAAGCAUUCAGAAGACACUUAAAUUUUUCCAAACAUUUGCUUUGCUUGAGGUAAGUUUUUCAAUAUGUUGUUAGUCUACAAUGGUGUUUAUUUGCAAAAACUUAAGUUGAACAGUGCAUAUCCUAAUUUGCUAAUUAUGUAACACCUGUGGGCUUGUUUGCUACCACUGCUGAUGGUAUUUAAUGAUCAUAUUAUUGACUUGUGAUUUCUCAAUUUCCCUACAGGUUGUCCAUUGUCUGAUUGGAAUUGUGCCCACUUCUGUGCUUGUGACAGGGGUCCAAGUGAGUUCAAGAAUUUUCAUGGUAUGGCUCAUUACUCACAGUAUAAAACCCAUCCAGAACGAAGAGAGCGUGGUGCUUUUUCUGGUCUCCUGGACUGUGACUGAGAUCACUCGCUAUUCCUUCUACACAUUCAGUCUUCUCGACCACUUGCCGCACUUCAUUAAAUGGGCCAGAUAUAAUUUUUUUAUCAUCUUAUAUCCUGUUGGAGUUGCUGGGGAACUUCUCACAAUAUAUGCUGCCUUGCCUUACGUGAAGAAGUCAGGAAUGUUUUCAGUAAGGCUUCCUAACAAAUAUAAUGUCUCUUUUGACUACUACUAUUUUCUUCUCAUAACCAUGGCCUCAUAUAUACCAUUGUUUCCUCAACUCUAUUUUCAUAUGUUGCGUCAAAGAAGAAAGGUGCUUCAUGGCGAGGUGAUUGUAGAAAAGGACGAUUAAACGGCCCCACAAACAAGGUGCUUUUUCCAGAAAAACCGGAUUACUUGAGUCCAAGUUUUAAUAACGAGAAUAAACAACUUCAUGAAUACCAUGGACUGUAUUGUUUCUUGAAAUAUAAAGGAAGAUGUGGUGUUUUCCAGCCUUUGUCUUCAUUCUGUGCCACAUCUGUUUUUGACAACGGGUGAAUCAUUUGGAUAUAUUACCUGAGAAAAAAGAACUUUGUUAUCUUUACUAAUAUAUGUUACAACACAUGCUUAAGUCUUUUAAAAUCAAUAAGUCGAAAUUGGUUUCAUUUAACAUGAUACCUACCAAUGACAUUUAUAUUUCAUUUAUAAAAGAAAGCCAACACAAAACUGUAGCAAGUGAUUAAUAACGUAUUAGAGCCCCUGAUCCAUUGUUUCAAAUUCUAGGGUAACAAUUAAGAUUAAUAGCAAUAUCUGGAAGUGCGGACAUAACUUUCUAUGGUAAGAUCUUGGUGUAAAGUAGAAACAAAAAUAUCAGAGUAAAAAAUGCUGCAGUUGGAAAACCCUUUCCUUUGGUAGAGGAUUGGGGUUGCUGGAGACACAGUCAAGGCACUUGUACAUGCUGGGCAAGUGCCCUGUCACCAAGUAGCAUCCUUGGCUUCAGGAAAAUGUUCUUUGAAGAUUUAUCUAGACUGUAGACAUUAUUUGUUGAGCAAGCUAACUCUUACUUGCAUUGGUCACUCAAGGACAGCUUUCUCAAUCAUAAAAAUUUUAGGAGGUUAGGCAAACCACAGAUACUUACUUUGCCUACUGCUUAACAGACAUGUCCAAUCUUAUUGUUUCCAGAUUUUUAGUUGAGAAAGCUGCCUUGACCUGUGGAAGUGUCCUAUAAAACCAUGGUAUGAUAAUCCUGUGUGGUACAAAUCUGUUCUCUAAACAAUCGUUUUAUUCUGAAUUGCACUGGGGAGCAAAAAAAGUCUCCUGACAAAACCCCUGAGACCUCUUGUUUAAUGGAAGGACGUAUGGAGCAAACCUCACUCCUGCAUUAAUUAAAAAGGGUCUUUAGAGGUUUCGCUCCUAUGGUAAAAUAUACUGAUUGACUGGUUGUCAAUGGGAUAAGAAAAGGAGCCCUUUGCCUACUGUAGCUACUUAGACGCCAUUGUGGCUGUGUUUUGUCUUGUAUUUAUUUGCCGUCAUCGUCUACCACACUAUUCAGAUUGGCUUGUGUGGAACAGGCUCCUAUAGAAAAUUUUCAUAUAGUGAUUUGGAGUUCAGAACAAUUUUCAGAUUUGUAUCAAGGACUUGAUUUUCUUUAAAGGUGCUAUUUUUGUUACUCUGCAUUUUACGUUUCCUCUGCUACUUAUUAUUUGAAUGAGCACUGUGUAUUAGGUUACUCCUCAGUGCUGCUCCUCAUUCUGCUGUGACACUGCCUUGCCAGUUUUCAUCUUGAAUCUUAUGAUGAAGAGAUUUUUGGGGGGAACUUCCCCACUUUGGGUGAUGUAGUGUGAGAAAUUCACAUUUAUUAAAUGUCUGUCUUAGGAAAAUACCUUCAAACAUAUUCCUAAAGCAUGCAUUGUUUGAUCUUCACUCCCUCCAAGAAGCUAUAAUACUUCUCCACUUUUUGUUAUAGGCUAUCUUGAAAUAGGAAUUAUCACCAUACUUUAAUAAAUGUGUGUUCUUAAACUAUUUGGUGACUUAUGUGUGAGUUUUAGAUUUAGUUUGGUAUCCCCUAGAAUCACUCGAUUUUAAAUUGUUGAUUUGUGUAUCAAGUGCUAAGUGGUGGUUUGAUUUUAGGAGGAAAAAAAAAUUGAAACUCACUAUGCUGUGA